CAGGCACUGCAUCUUCCUCUUCUAUCUACUUUGCCGUCCUGCACAUAUCAAGUUGGCGUAGAUAGAAAACAAUUUUUGAAAACAUGUCUUUUUUGCUUCACGAUCAUUACAAAGUUAGUCUCUCGCUCGACCAAUUCGGUUCCCUCGCAUUGUAGCUCACGUACUUCAUUGAUGUUUCUUCUCAAAUUCAUCUUCAUUGCCUUGUUGGUCAGCAUGCAACUUGCUAUGGUAGCAUUCUGCUCUGGCUCUGACUCAGAAAGUGAAUCUGGUACAUUGGUACGUAUCCAUAGACAUCCUCAACUUCAACGAAUGGUACGUGAACAUCAUUUAAGAACAGCAGAAGCGCAUGCAAGCAAAGGUUUAGACUUGGCAAUGGAUGCUUUAGGACGAGGAAUAGAACGAUCAGCGCACUUGAACACACAUGCAGUCUUAGGGGUGUGCGGUGGUGGCUAUUUUGGUGAUGCAGCGCACAAGAUUGCCCGGGCCAGAAGGACUUCUAUGGCUGCAAUCGCUGGAUGUUUUAAUGCUUCGGCUACUGGUGGAACGAAUGCGGUUAAACAUUUGUACAAAUCAGUUACGCAACCUAAAAAAGUGCAAACAGAUGAUCAGCACUUUGAACGUGUUCGUCAUGACAAUCGUCAUUUAAGACAGGCGUACCAUGGCAUUUCAGACCAGAUCCAAUACAUCAGUGAACACCAUUGAGAUUUUGACGAUUACUGCCGAUUCUUGUAUGAGAAGUGUGGUCACCUUUAAUGCAAGCACAGCUUUCUGCUCGGUUUCUAAGGCCAAGGUGUAUAUGUUCGAGGGCUAUAUCAGACAUUUCGGUUCGAGGACUAUAUCGGAUAUUUCGGUACAGCAUUGUGGUAUCAGAUCAAGUAUGCAGAUUUAGGAGUUAUUUGCAGGCACUGCAUCUUUACAAGAUUGGUCCAGAUAGGAACCAAAUUUUUGAUAGAUAUAACACGAUUAAUGCUAUGUUGGCCUCUCACUCGACUGAUUUAGGUCCCUCGCAUUAUAGCUCACGUACUCCGGCAUCAUGCUCUGGCUUUUGACUCAGAAAGUGAAUCUAGUAUAUUGAUACGCAUGCAUAGGCAUACUUAACUUCAACAUAGUCAUUGUGUUCAGUAUUCAGCAAUAGCCUGAUGUCUAGAAUAAGGGAACAACGAGUGUGUUGUACUGCAG
Messenger RNA from Meira miltonrushii, 1179 nucleotides. RefSeq lists its product as uncharacterized. The record is from RefSeq and is a predicted model, not a curated record. NCBI's taxonomy places the organism in Eukaryota, Fungi, Basidiomycota, Exobasidiomycetes, Exobasidiales, Brachybasidiaceae. Bases 172 to 702 code for a protein of 176 amino acids. The transcript has a single exon.